Rosa rugosa (rugosa rose) is the source of this 3662-nucleotide messenger RNA. Its product is annotated as protein FAR1-RELATED SEQUENCE 5-like. Gene Ontology annotation, molecular function: zinc ion binding. Bases 617 to 3394 code for a protein of 925 amino acids. Lineage: Eukaryota; Viridiplantae; Streptophyta; Magnoliopsida; Rosales; Rosaceae. The transcript has 5 exons. Gene Ontology annotation, biological process: regulation of DNA-templated transcription. The record is from RefSeq and is a predicted model, not a curated record.
AAAUUUGCUCACCAUGGGGUUAAUGGUGGUGAUACCACCAGCCAAUCAAAAUCUGCCAUGUAUGUUACCUCAUAACCAUAGGUUAACUAUGGUUAACCUUUAAUAAUAUAAAACUAAUUUCCAGAUUAUUCAUUAAAUAAUCACACACUAAACCUUUUUGUCUUCUACUUGCUCUGACUUUUCUUUUUCUGCUACCAAUGUCUUCUACGGUUCUACCAUCAUCUUCUUUAUUUCUUUUUUCUCCAGUCCACUCUCCUCUCACAGACGUUAAGUUCUUCAUCUUUUUUUUUUUUUUUUUUUUUGGCUGAUUGGUUCUUCAUCUUCUGCAUAACCUAGAAUUGAAAACGGUAAGCUACUAUGCUCUCCACCUAUAUUUUGUUUUAUUUGUACUUGUCUUUACACUGUAGCACUUUCUUUCUCUCAACCUUUCUAUCCGCCUGAACCUGUUUUAUCCAGAAAAAUUGAUAAUCAUUUAUUCAAAAAAAGAAAAGAAAAAGUGAUGAUCAUUUGAUUGUUUUUGGAAAUAAACGUAAUCCAUAAACGUAUUGACAUAAUUGUUUUAGUUAGAUUGACAGAGUGCAUAGUAAUUGGGACACAAGCCUACACCACCAAAUUCAUGGAAAAUAAAGACGAUGAAUCUUGUUAUCAGCAUUGUAGUAACACUGAGAAUGAGCAAAGAGGAUGUGAAGAUGAUGCAAUUGAUGGUGAGACUAAUGAGGAACCUGAAUAUGAUACUCAAGAGGCCAGUAGCGAUACUCAAGUGCCCAGUGAUGAUGAACACGUGGAUUCUGGUUUAGAAGGUUUAUGUAUCUUGGAUGGUAAGAAGCAAGCAGGAGGUGAGAAUAUCCCAGUUCUUGGUAUGAGUUUUGAAAGUGAUCAAGAUGCAUAUGACUAUUAUAAUUCAUAUGCUAGAGUUGUUGGGUUUAGCGUGCGAAGGCUGAGAAGCAACAAAUAUAAGCAUACUAAUGUGACAUGGAAAAGAGAAUUUUGUUGCUCUUGUGAAGGAUUCUAUACAAAAAAGAACACUCCAGAGAAGAAAAGAGAAGAAAGAAGAUUCGGAUGUAAGGCAAUGCUUCAGAUCAAACUAAAUGAAGAUGGGAAAUUUGUUGUCACAAAGUUUGAAGCUGAGCAUACCCAUGAUCUUGUUCCUGAAUCAAGUUCACAUGUCUUAAGGUCACAAAGAACCAUAGAACCUUCUCAAGGUGGUUUGAUGAAUCAAAUGCACUUUGCAGGGUUCAAACCAUCACAGAUCUUUUCAUACCUGACCGUCGAAGCAGGAGGACCGGAAAAUCUAAAUUUCCUUCAGACCGAUUGCAAUAACUUCAUUCAAAGAAGGCGGGCAAAGUUUUUGAAAAAAGGUGAUGCUCAAUGUUUGCUUGAUUACUUUAAGAAGAAGCAAAUGGAGGAUAAGUCAUUUUUUUAUGCAAUUCGAACAAACAUUGACAAUGAAAUAUGUGGUUGUUUUUUUUGUGAUGGAAAAUCAAGGAGUGAUUAUGCUAUAUUUGGUGAUGCGGUUGUCUUUGAUACAACCUUCAAAACCAACAAGUACGACAUGGUUUGUGCUCCAAUUGUUGGAGUUAAUCAUCAUGGUCAAACAAUUCUAUUUGGCUGUGGGUUAUUAGAUGGGGAGACCACAGAUGCAUGCAAAUGGUUCUUUGAUGUUUUCCUACAAGCUAUGGGAGGAAAAAAACCAAAGACAAUAUUUACAGAUCAAGCUGCAUCGAUUGCUAGUGCAAUUAGGGAAGUACUACCUAAUUCUCACCAUCGUCUUUGUUUGUGGCACAUAUAUCAAAAUGCUGCAAAACACUUGAGUCAAGUCUUUACGAAGUUCUCCACAUUUUCACAAGCUUUCAAAAGUUGCAUAUAUGAUCCAGAGAGUGUUGAAGAGUUUGAAUCAAGUUGGAAAGAUCUACUUGAUUAUUAUGAUUUGAAAGAAAAUGAGUGGCUAAAAGACUUGUAUAACUUGCGUGAGAAGUGGGCACAAAUUUAUGGCCGAUGCAACUUUUGUGCAGGUAUGACAACAACUCAGAGAAGUGAAAGUAUAAACAAGACUUUGAAAAAGUUCUUUUAUAAGAACCUUAUUCUUUGUGAGUGGGUGGUACACUAUGAGCGUGCUUUAGUUGAUCGAAGAGAAAAGGAGAGGCUCGCGGAAGUUGCAACUACGCAAAGAAAGCGAAAACUUCUGUCUAAUUGGAAAGUGGAGGUUGAAGCAACAAAGAUGUACACAAAAGCGAGUUUCAAUUGUUUUCAAGAAGAGUUUCGAAAAUGUUUGGACUUGGUACUGGAAUUAGAGAGUGAUGACGGGAGAAUAGAAACAUAUGUGGUUCAAAGACCAGGGAAUCCAAACUUGAGAAGGUCAGUCAUCUAUUCCCCUUCAAAUCAGUCAGUUAAUUGUAGUUGUAAGAGAUUUCAGUUUGAAGGGAUUCUUUGUGCACAUGCAUUAAAAUUAUUCCGUGAGUUAGGCUUGUCAACAUUACCAUCCAAGUACUACUUAAAAAGAUGGAGACGAGAUGCUAGACAAGGAGUUGAUCUUGAAUGUUAUGGGGAAGCAAAUUUUAGUGAUCGGAGCGCAUCUUCUGCACUCCAAUAUAGUCACUUGUCUCAUAUAGCACAAAGAAUUGUAGCAAAAGGUGCAAAGGAUAAGCAAUCAUCCACCUUGGUGGAGUCUAAAUUGCUGGAGUUGGAGGCAGAAUUGGAUGGCAAUUUAUCCAUUGGACAAGAACAUGAAACAAAUGGUGAUAUAGAUUCAGACGAUCAAGUGAAUGAAAAUAAUGCAAAUCUGGUUUUGCGUGAUCCAAAAGUUAAGAGGCGUAGAAGGAGUGGCAAAGGUAAGAGAAAUAAUGAUUUGGGAUCUAAGAAGCAAUCAAAAACGAGAUCUUCAUCAGUGCGGCAAGAACAAGAGGAUGGUCCAGUACCCCUUAAAGAACAAAAUGUCUCUGUAUCAAAGAAAAGGAAAGCUCCAUCUAAAAGAAAAGAUUCUCAGGAACCCAGCUCAUAUGAACAUGAGAAGACUGGCCCUUCAAAAUCAUAUGAACAUGUUCAGGGAUCAAUUAGAUUGGUUAAUCAAAAUCAAUCAAAUAUGCCCUUCAUACAUCCUGGAUUUCCAACAACUUUUGGUGCUCAAGGCAUUCCCUCGCAUUAUCCUUAUGGAUUUCCACCAACAACUUCUAGUGUACAAGCAAUGCCUAAUCAAUCACAUGACAUUCCCUCGAAUUAUCCUUAUGGAUUUCCACCAACAACUUCUAUUGUUCAUGCAAUUCCAAGUCAAUCACUUGGUUACCAACCUAUUCGUCCAAUGUUUGAUUAUUCACUUAUGUAUUCACAGGCUAUCAUCCAACCAAGACCUCAAGGACCAGCUCACCAACUGAAUUUUCCAGAUCCAUCGACAUCUUAAGCACCAAUAUUGCAGCUAGCUAGAAUUGAAAAGAAAAGAAGUUUUGAAGCCAUUUUAUGAGUAGCUGGUCUGUUUUUUUUAUUUGUAGUCUGUCUAUUGCUUCUAUCAAACUAUUAAAGUGAUAGAGGAAUUUAUGUAGAAGUGAAUGUACAUUCAACUUGGAUGUUUUCUUAAUUUCAUUUAUCAAGCUACCUAUUUCAUUUUGAUCUGGCAAGUUAUCAUUUUUGAUGAAUAAUAAUUGAAAAGAACAAAUGUUGUUUUUAUGUUA